AUUGCGCGGUAUCGCGAGUACAGCCCGAAAGCGGGCGAAAGUUAUAUAUACGAGUGAGAGGAAAAAGGUGAUUGCAGUGCUUAGUCGAACCUAGCCUCCCCUAUCUCCUGCUUUUAAUAAACCCCAUUCUCGCAUUAUCCUCAAAAACCAUCACCAGAAGAGAACGAUGAAAGCAGAUGAACAAAUGGUGGAGGAACAACCACGUCAGAAACAGCGAAGCCUUUGCAACAUCUCCGCUUUUUCCUUGUAUUGCUACGGUUCAUUUGGGGGCUUUUCGGAAAGAGAUGAGAAAGCAGGCAUUAAGAAAUCUUCAUCUUGUGGGGCAAAAACUAGUGAGAGAACCCAAGAGGAAAAACAACGUUAAGGAAAAAGGUGGAAAGCAGCGGCAGAAUUUCAAAGAAAAAGCUAAACAACUUGAAAGUAUUCAAGAAAGCAAAGAAAAGAAUUAGGAAGGUAGAAGUUGAGAUUGCGGAAAGGAAAGGCUAUACAAAGCGCUUGAAACAGUGGGUAAUGGAGGAAACAACAAUCAUGGAAAGUGCAAUCCUAGAGAUGGAAAUAGAAGUUGGUCGGGUGAAGGGAAUGAAUGGGAUGCUUUCUUUAAACAACCAAAUUAUCAAUGAUUAUAUUAAGAGUAUGUUAGGUAUUUUUUGAAGCUGAGGAUCACCUUAUUUCACCCUUAAUUCCAAUCUCUGUAACCCUUAGCAUGAAUAAGAAGAGCUUUAGGAAGCAAUGAUACCAUCAAGUUUUAAUAACUUGUAGACAAGGUUCUGAUUUAUGAAUCCGGGUUUCAUCAACUUUUGAUUUGUUCAUUUUUAGUUAUUUCUAGAUUGGGUGUGGGAGGAAACACUAUUGCUAUAUAUUUAAGAGAGAAUUUAUUUUAUUAAAUGAGAAGAAGGGAUUGUAUAAAACUAUGAUUUUACUUCAUUCUUAUCCUUUUUUUAAUGGGAGAAUGACAAAUUAGAUUUCUAUUUAUUUU
This is a messenger RNA of Gossypium raimondii (Peruvian cotton), 976 nucleotides long. RefSeq lists its product as uncharacterized. The coding region runs from base 177 to 449 and encodes 90 amino acids. The transcript is spliced from 5 exons. Lineage: Eukaryota; Viridiplantae; Streptophyta; Magnoliopsida; Malvales; Malvaceae. The record is from RefSeq and is a predicted model, not a curated record.